AUGAAUAUUUUUCCUAAAUUAUGGGCAAACUCCCUUCUUUUUCCACUCGCCCGUUCUCAGUCUGUACAGACUAGCAGCUUCUUGGUAUUUAAUAUUUAUCCUCGUGAUUGAUUUCCAUUAGAUAUGACCAAGUCAACUCUAGUCUUGAUGGGUUGACAAAUGAUCGGAUAUAAAAAGACCGUCUCACCCCCCUCUCUCUCUCUCCAAAAAACACUAAUCUCUCUCUAGAUGCCAGCUGUUCGUCAUCAUAUUUUCCAAACUUAAUUAUUUAGGAUCCGAUAUGUAUUUUGCUCGUGAUAUUAUUCUUUGAUACUUUUCGUUUCACUUUGUUUCAAUGACCUGAUAUGAUGCCCAAAGAUUCACCACUGUAUUAAUAAUAUAUAAUUUAUAUAGAAUAAUUCGUGAAUAAAAACAUAUUUACCUUGAACUAGAAAGUACUCUACCUAGUACGAUGUAGAAACAAUCGAAGUAAAUAUUAUCUCAAGGUCCAACAUGUUAUUUUAAAUUAUAUCGAACGAUGCUAUUUAUUUGUUUUAAAUAAUAAUAUUAAACGAUUUUUUAUAAAAAAGAAAAUAAUUUGAAAAUGGGUCCUCAUAAUUAACACAGAACUAAUCGAGGUGAGGGACCGAAUACUAUGGCUAGCAUGAUUUGUGGGUACAUAAGAGAGUUUCUAAAAAAUAAAGGGGCAUAUCUAAAAAAUAAAGGGGCAUAAUUAACACAGAACUAAGCUGUUGACUAUAGUGAAUAAAACUUCUUCGAAAAUAACGAAGGUUUGAUGCGAACAGUCGAUAUCAGAAGCGCGAGUAAGUAGUCACAAGGGCUAAUAACAAAAUAUAUUUUAUGGAGGAGAAAAUGGUGAAGUAUUUAGUUCCGGUCUGUAAGACCUAAACAAAGCGAGCGCUCACCGUCCGACCUGCAUCCAGCCUCUUCCCCGCCUCGUCGGUCUCAGCUCAAUGGACACCAUACUGGUGAGAAUGGCAGCGAGCGGGCAAACUGCGUCGAAAUUCGGUUUGCGCGUCUCGUUUCGUGACUUCUACUCUGCUUUCUGUGCGUCUUUGUUUCACAGAGCAAGAUAGGAGUGAGAAAGAAGGAGAGGGGAGGGGCCGAGCCGCUGCUGCCGGAUUUCUGGUUUGAGACCGUCGACUCGGUCAAGCAGGAGUGCAGGUUCGACGCCCUCGGUCGCCUUUCGGUAAGUUCCGUCUUUAGUUUCUUCUUAUCCAAGUAUUUUCUAGUUCGGAGAACAGGCUCUCUUGUUUGCGGUUGGGGUCAGUUCCAUUUUCGGUUUCCUAAUUUUUUUGUUCCUCUGUGUUUCUAAUUUUCCUGGUAUAACCUUCAUCUUUCAAUCUAAAGACCGAUGGCUCGAUUUUUCCAGUUCGCGUUUGUUUUAGUCGUGGAGUUGAGCCCGAUAUGUUCAAAAUCCCGUUGAAUUAGUUUCUCAUGAGUUUUUUCUUCGAAGUAACUUCCAAUCUGAACUCCCCAUCGUCCGGGUUCUCUCUCUCUCUCUCUCUCUCUCUCUCUAUCUAUCUAUCUCUAUCUCCCUUUGUUGUUGAAAUUUUCAUGUUUUGGCAUCCUAGAGCUUAUCCUACUAUCAAUUGUGAUUGUAAUUUCAUCGCUCUUGCACAAUUUGUUUUUUGGAUUCUUUGUGGCUGUGAAGUGAUACUUCGAUUAUUAUUAUAAUAUUGGACUGGACUCAUGUACUACUUAGCACACUUUGGUAUCAAGUGUCAUCUCAUGCAUUAUGCCAUUUAUUUAGCACUUUGGUAUCUGAAACAUUCAAGACAUUAGCUUGAGGAUUCCCAUUGAAACAACGCCUGGCUCAGGAUUUCUGGACAUUAUAUUCUUCUUUAUUGGUCAUGCCGGAUUUUGAGUUGUAGAGCUAGAUUUUCUUGGCUGAACCCAGCUGAUACUUUUGCAUAUACUUACUAAUGUGAAGCAAUGGAUUUGACGCAGGUGAACGUGGUUCAUGAUUUCAGGCCUGUAUACCGUAGAGUGGUCGAUUCUUUCUUCAAUAAAUUUUUCCCCUCUGGGUAUCCCUAUAGGUACAUGCCUAUCCUACUCACUGUUUCAUCGCUAAAUAGGAAAAAGAUGGUGGAAUUGAGAGUACAUCACUGAGCUAUCUACAUUUUAUUUAUUCUGCAGUGUUAAUGAGGGAUACCUGACAUAUACACAGUUCCGGGCACUGCAGCAUUUUUCCAGUGCGACAUUAUCCGUGCUGUCUACUCAGGUCUUGGUGUUUUCCUUUUUGCAUCUCAGCCAGCGUUGUGGAGGAAGAUACUCCCUUGAUGCGCGGGGAUAAUUCUCUAUUUAAAUCAAAAUUCAUUUUUUUUUCGAAAUAUAUCCUGAAGUCGUUCCAUUUUAUGUUUUAUAUACAACGAUUCUCUAUCGCGUUUAGAUGGAGAUAUGGGUCGUUUUUGGGUGAGUCAUUGACACCAUUCUUAUAGUUCCGCAGUCGCUGUUGUUUGCUGCGGGAUUGAGACCAACCCCGGCGCAGACAACGGCUGUAAGCUGGGUAAGAACAGUUCUUGCCUUCGUGAAGUUGAUGAUCUGCGCUGUUCAAGAAUUGUUCUGAAUCUUUCUUCAUGCUGCCACAGGUAUUGAAGGAUGGGAUGCAGCAUGCGGGAAAGCUAAUAUGCAGCAAAAUGGGCGCGAGAAUGGAUUCUGAACCAAAAAGUUGGAGGAUAUUUGGUGAGAUUUGUCGUGGGCUUACCCGCGAUUGCUCUCCUUGGAAUUAGAUAUCAUCUACUCUCCCCUGGAAAAUCAUUUUUUAGCUCAUCAUAAGUUGCUCAUCAUCUUGCAGCCGACGUACUAUAUGAUUUUGGCACCGGGCUGGAAAUAUUUUCUCCUUUAUGUCCUCAUCUUUUCCUCGAAGUGGCUGGCUUGGGCAAUUUCGCAAAGGUGCCAAUAUUUCUCUUGAUGUCGAGAUAUUUCUGCCUGGUCCUGGGAAAGCCCGCUGAUUCUGGAUACCCUCUCUUUCUCCUCCCUGCAGGGGAUGGCAGUCGUCGCCGCAAGGGCAACGAGGUUGCCCAUAUACUCUUCGUUCGCCAAAGAGGGCAAUCUCAGUGAUCUUUUUGCCAAAGGGGAAGCCAUAUCGACCCUCUUCAAUGUUCUUGGAAUUGGACUCGGCAUCCAGCUAGCUUCUACCGUUUGUUCAUCGAUUCAAGGGAAGGUGCGCGAGCUAUAGCAUCAUGUUGGAGUUGACCUUGUUCCUUUCCCCACUCUUUGCGCUGACUUCAGAACCUUAUUUCCCCACGUAUUCAUCAAGGUUUAGCUCUUAUGAUCCUUUGAUUCACGCUCUUGUGCGCAUCAGAGAAAGUGGAAUCAGACUUGGAGAAGUGGACAGCUCACCGAGUGAUUGCAACAAUUUAGAACCGUUGACCCACGCUUCAUGAUAUGUUGUUGGUUCUAGCUGACACUUUUGUCGGAAUUCUUCCAGAUGAUCGUCGGGCCUGUGCUCUCUGCUGUACAUUUAUACGGCGUGACCCAAGAGAUGCGAGCAACCCCAGUGAACACGCUGAACCCGCAGCGAACCGCCAUGAUCGUGGCUGACUUCCUCAAGGUGCCGAAUUCUAACUUCAACCCCUAGCACAUCUUCUCACUUCCGUGCUCUCCGAUUCCCUCCAAUGUUUGACAUUUUGAUCCUAAAACCCAGAUCGGAAGCGUAUCGAGCCCCGCUGACCUGAGAUACCGUGAAGAUCUCCUCUUCCCGGGUCGCAUUAUCGAGGAUGCCGGAAAUGUGAAGGUGGGGAGGCCGCUCCACAGGAUCUUCAAGGGGCCUUCGAAACUCAAGCAGGCCAGGGAGAUGUUCCCCAAGGAGAAGUUCCUCAUCAGCUGCGAAGGGGAGUUGACCGACAUGAUCCUCGAGCAUGGGGCCUCUGGUGAGGACGCCCUGAGGGGCUGGCUGGUGGCUGCCUGCGCCGCCAGCAUGGAGAAGUCGGGUGGCGGGCCGAGGGAGGCGGCCAUGGCCAAGGCCCACCAGCGGAUGGAGGCCCUGUUCCCUUUGUUCAUAUCGCAGGUGAGGGCAAGAGGAUGGCACACCGACCGGUUCCUGGAUGGCAGGGGAUGCCGCUUCUCGUUCUAG
This is a messenger RNA of Spirodela intermedia, 4078 nucleotides long. NCBI's taxonomy places the organism in Eukaryota, Viridiplantae, Streptophyta, Magnoliopsida, Alismatales, Araceae. The record is from the annotation of a GenBank genome assembly.